GAAAAAAAACUUUUUAACUCUAUCGUGAAAAAAUUGAAACCCUGUGAUAUUAUUAUCUCCUCGCUAGCAGACGGAGACCUGCUAAAUCUGACAGGGGGCCAACUUUAAUAAACAUAUCAAGAAUGGCAACCUCUGACAAAGGUCUAGUCGGUAUACCUUUAAGAGCUAAACUGUCCGCUAAAUACAAGAAUAGUUUUGCCUACCCAACCAUCAAGGACAGAUGUCCAGUCAUACUAUGCAAGAUUAUCGAUCACCUGUAUCGGGAGAGACUAAGUAUAGGAAAAGUUUACGGAAUGGAGGCGCAGGAAGGAUUAAAGAAAAUAAUAGAUCUUCUCUCUGGACUUAGGUAUGAGAUGCAAACUAAUAAAGAGAUUAAACCACUGUCUGAUGGAAGAAAAUGUUGCCAGAUUUGGAACGAUUACUUGAACGAUGAGAAGAAUAAAGGAGAAGGAACAACAUGGUUCUCUGCUUCAUGGAUGUGGUCAGAAUGUUAUUUAUACAGGAGAAUAUUGGAAAGUAUGUCAAUUGUGCAUGAACUUAGAGAUUUUGACUUUUUCCGUCAUCAGAAGGAAGAAGGGUUUCGGGACUCCUUACUGUCUAUGGAACAGCUUGGAGAAUGGCUGCUUCAAAUACUACCUGGAGAAUAUCCGUCCUGUUCAGUGGAAACUCAAAGCCUCUUCAACACUCUUCUACAAAUCUCAUUAUGGGGGAAUAAGUGUGAUCUAUCAAUCUCAGCCGGAAGUAAACAAUCUGCCACCGGUAACACCCUUGAUCAACUUCAAUCCUUGGUGGACCGAAUCCUUGUAGAUCAAUCCUCUCUUGCCUGGAGCAGUCUUGAAGUGUCAAACCAGACCGUAGAUAUUGUCAUGGACAACGCAGGAUAUGAACUGUUCACAGAUCUAUGCCUCGCAGACUUCAUUAUAUCCUGUAAUAAAGCAACGAAGGUUAGAUUCAGGUUGAAGAACCAACCCUGGUUUGUAUCGGAUACAACCAGACAGGAUUUCGACUGGACAAUCAAUAAUCUCUGCGGAGAGAACGAAAACUCAGCGUUAUCCAAACUAGGUGCAAGGUGGAAAUCAUACUUGACAAAUGGAAUGUGGGAGGUUCUAGUUGAUUCGUUCUGGACCUAUCCUCAUGUAUACUCGGAGCUGCAACAAGUUGACCCCCAGCUUUACUCAGGACUAGCUGAGGCUAAACUUGUUAUAUUCAAGGGAGACUUGAACUACAGGAAGCUGGUCGGAGAUAUAAACUGGGAAACAACAAUUGAUUUCAAAAUUUGUCUGCAGGGAUUCCUCCCGACCAAUAUCCUGUCUCUGCGAACCUUGAAGGCUGAUGUAGUAUCCGGGUUGGAGAAUGGACAGGCGGAGAAAUUAACAUCUCAGGAUAAGGAUUGGAUGAUAAAUGGAAACUGGGGACUAAUCCAGUUUGCUCAAGCCUAGACUAAUUACUUUUUGUUAUAUAUACAUUUUUAUUCUGAUGUCUGUUAUACAAUGAAAUAUAAUAGCCAACAGUUCAUCAGACCAGAAUAUUUAUAGUUAAUAUUAAAAUCUCUCCGAAUUAAAUGAUUAUAGUUAAGAAAUAAACAAAAAAAAAUAA
Messenger RNA from Eurytemora carolleeae, 1596 nucleotides. RefSeq names its product protein-glutamate O-methyltransferase. Gene Ontology annotation, biological process: DNA damage response. Bases 123 to 1439 code for a protein of 438 amino acids. The transcript is spliced from 10 exons. Gene Ontology annotation, molecular function: phosphatase activity. Lineage: Eukaryota; Metazoa; Arthropoda; Copepoda; Calanoida; Temoridae. Gene Ontology annotation, cellular component: cytoplasm; nucleus. The record is from RefSeq and is a predicted model, not a curated record.